GUGCCCGGUUCAUCCAGCCCAUGAAGCGUGCUUCAGCCACUGGUACUCCUGUUUCAACCACGGAACAAAACCGUAAAGUAAAGUCCAUUCGGGAUUCUUUUAUUUAAUGUACAGGUGUUUUUACUGGUGCAUCGAGUGCAUCAAACCAAGAUUAAAGUUUGGACACAAGGACGCAGCCUGUCACAUACUGAGAUAUAUUGCUGUCGGUCUCUGUUUUCUUUAGGUCAAGCAACAUGGCCCAGGAAAUACAUGACAUGAUGAAGGAUACAGCACUGGUGGCAGACCUAUCAGAGCACGCCAAAGAUGCUGCACUUUUGAACGGUGUACUAAUGAGAACAAAAGAAGCACCCAACUCAUCAGAGGUGGUGAGUUACGCGCCCUUCACCCUCUUCCCCACACCUGUGCCUAAGGCUGUGUUCCUGCAGGCUCUGGAGGUACAAACUCACUACAACCGUCUAGUUGACAAGAUCAGCCAAAGCGCAGACUUUCUAGAGGAGGCACUGUCAAGUACUGUAGAGGUGGAUGAGUUCACAUCAAGACUGUUCAAAAUCCACAAACAGAUACUGAAGGAAGGCCGCUCUCAGUCUGUGGUCCUGGGGCUGAACAGGUCAGACUACAUGCUGGACCAAAAGGAGGAUGGGGCUUCCGCACUCAAACAGAUUGAAAUCAACACAAUUUCGGCCAGUUUUGGAGGGCUGUCUGCAGGCAUUGUCAGUGUACACAAACAUGUUCUAAAAGUGGCUGGGCGUUUGAAGGACAGUAUGGCCAUUCUGGACAACAACCCAGCAGCAGGUCUGGCCCGAGCCAUCGCCAAGGCCAAGGAGCUGUACGGAUCAGACAGAGCAGUGGUGUUGGUCCUGGUGUCUGACACUGAGCGAAAUAUUUAUGACCAAAGAUGUGUUGAGAUGGAACUGAUGAAGCUAAAUAUCUUCACAAUCCGAAGAACAUUUGAAGAUGUGCAUUCACGAGGCUCAUUGGAUCAAGAGAAAAGGCUUCUUAUAGAUGGCAUGGAGGUUGCUGUGGUGUACUACAGAAAUGGAUAUGUCCCUCAGCAGUAUGCGUCUCAACAGGACUGGGACACUCGGCUGAUGUUGGAGCGAUCCCAUGCUAUAAAAUGCCCAGAUAUUGCCACUCAUCUGACUGGCACCAAGAAGAUCCAGCAGGUGUUGGCCCAGCCCGGAGUUCUGGAGCGGUUCUUUCCCAAUGAACCCCAAGUGGUGGAGCAGAUCAGAGCCACCUUUGCGGGUCUCUACACUCUUGACAUGGGUCCAGAAGGAGACAAAACUGUUGCAAUGGCCUUGAAAGAUCCUGAGCGAUAUGUGUUAAAGCCUCAGAGAGAAGGAGGAGGUAACAACAUUUACGGAGACGAGAUCUGCAAGGUGCUUCAGGAGGCAAAGGGAUCAGAGAGGACCAUGUAUAUUCUGAUGGAUAAAAUCAAACCUACACCUUCACAGAACUACCUCCUGAGACGAGAUAGUCCACUCACUGUUAGCAACUGUCUGAGCGAGCUUGGGGUGUUUGGAGCGUACGUCAGACAGGGAACAGAGAUGGUGAUGAAUGAGCAAGUAGGACACCUGCUGAGGACUAAAAGUUCAGUCCAUGCAGAUGGAGGUGUGGCAGCUGGAGUGGCAGUGCUGGACAAUCCCCUGCUUUACUGAAACAUGGCAGCUGAUGUGUAUGAUGAGUCUGUAUAUGGCCCAACAGUGUCUCAGGCCACUGUGCCAAGUUCUGUUUAAUGGUCUCGAUUUGAACACUCUGUGUGAAAUCUUCAUGGUAGUUUGAACUGCUGUCUAUCUGAUACUGUACAUUCCAAUCAUUGACCGCGAGAUAGUUUAUUUCCAAUGGAGGUGCUGCCAUCAUGUGGUCACUAGUCAUAAAACUCACAUUUCAGCUCACAUUUCAAGACAACCUUGGUGAACCCGGUAAGUGCUGUGAAGUACUACAUACUUCUAUACAACGUGUAUGAAUACAAAGUAUAAAACAAAGCUUAAUCAGAUCUAUUUUAAUCAAGUUAUUGUUAUUAUAAAGUUUAUAAAGUGGAAUUUUUAGGUUUGACAAUAAAUUAUUUUGUCUUCUAA
Boleophthalmus pectinirostris (great blue-spotted mudskipper) is the source of this 2078-nucleotide messenger RNA. It is a transcript of the gene gss, whose product is annotated as glutathione synthetase. The record is from RefSeq and is a predicted model, not a curated record. The transcript is spliced from 13 exons. Lineage: Eukaryota; Metazoa; Chordata; Actinopteri; Gobiiformes; Gobiidae. Gene Ontology annotation, cellular component: cytosol. The coding region runs from base 234 to 1658 and encodes 474 amino acids. Gene Ontology annotation, molecular function: glutathione synthase activity; glutathione binding; ATP binding. Gene Ontology annotation, biological process: glutathione biosynthetic process.